This is a messenger RNA of Culex quinquefasciatus (southern house mosquito), 2377 nucleotides long. It is a transcript of the gene kn, whose product is annotated as transcription factor collier. The record is from RefSeq and is a predicted model, not a curated record. The transcript is spliced from 13 exons. Gene Ontology annotation, biological process: regulation of transcription by RNA polymerase II. NCBI's taxonomy places the organism in Eukaryota, Metazoa, Arthropoda, Insecta, Diptera, Culicidae. Bases 180 to 1787 code for a protein of 535 amino acids. Gene Ontology annotation, molecular function: RNA polymerase II cis-regulatory region sequence-specific DNA binding; DNA-binding transcription factor activity, RNA polymerase II-specific.
UCCACGGCACCUUCUGUCAACAAGCGGUCACAAUAGUCGUCACGGUGUACGACAACGGACUAAAGCUGCGUUCGGACGAGACCGUGCCGGGCUUCAGCUCGGCAUCGCCCUGGCCAACGCUUGAGCUCGAAUGGGGCCGGAAGCUGUACCCGUCGUCGGUGCCGCGCGGCGCCGGUGGCAUGAUGUUCGGCCUUCCGCCAACCGGGGCCGACAUGAACCAGCCGCGCGGCCCGAUGACCUCGCUCAAGGAGGAACCGCUCGGAGCCCGCGCCUGGAUGCAGCCUGCCGUCGAUACCACCAACUUGGGCAUCGGGCGGGCCCACUUUGAGAAGCAGCCGCCGAGCAACCUGAGAAAGUCCAACUUUUUCCACUUUGUGGUGGCGCUGUACGACCGGGCCGGCCAGCCCAUCGAGAUCGAGCGGACGGCCUUCAUCGGGUUCAUCGAGAAGGACCAGGAAUCGGAUGGACAAAAGACUAACAACGGAAUCCAGUACCGGUUACAACUGUUAUACGCAAACGGUGCCCGCCAGGAGCAGGACAUCUUUGUGCGGCUCAUCGAUUCCGUUACGAAACAGGCAAUAGUGUACGAAGGUCAGGACAAGAACCCGGAAAUGUGCAGGGUACUACUGACCCACGAAGUGAUGUGCAGCCGAUGCUGCGACAAGAAGAGCUGUGGCAAUCGCAACGAAACACCGUCAGAUCCUGUGAUUAUAGACCGAUUUUUCCUUAAAUUUUUCCUCAAGUGUAACCAGAACUGCUUAAAGAAUGCCGGCAAUCCGCGCGACAUGCGACGAUUUCAAGUAGUGAUAGCGACCCAGGUCUCGGUGGACGGCCCGCUGCUCGCCAUCUCGGACAACAUGUUCGUGCACAACAACAGCAAGCACGGCCGCCGGGCGAAACGGCUCGAUCCCGAAGGUACGGGAAGUUCUCCGUUGGCAAUCUCGGGCCAUCCGCUGGCCCCGGACAGUACGUACGACGGCAUCUAUCCCCCGCUACCCAUGGCAACGCCCUGCAUCAAGGCGAUCUCGCCGAGCGAAGGCUGGACCACGGGCGGCGCGCAGGUCAUCAUCGUCGGCGACAACUUCUUCGACGGGCUACAGGUGGUCUUCGGGACGAUGCUGGUGUGGAGUGAGUUGAUAACAUCGCACGCGAUACGGGUCCAAACGCCGCCGCGGCACAUACCCGGCGUGGUCGAGGUCACGCUGUCUUACAAGAGCAAACAGUUCUGCAAGGGAUCGCCGGGCCGGUUUGUCUAUGUCUCUCUAAGUGAACCCACCAUCGACUACGGUUUCCAGCGACUCCAGAAGCUAAUCCCGCGACAUCCGGGCGAUCCGGACAAGCUCCCGAAGGAGAUCAUCCUGAAGCGGGCCGCCGACCUGGCCGAGGCGCUCUACUCGAUGCCCCGAUCGCCGAACGGUUCCUCCGGCUUCAACUCGUACAGUGGCCAGCUGGCGGUCAGCGUCCAGGACGGCACGGGCCAGUGGGCGGAAGCCGACGAGUACACCCGGGCCCAAAGUAGCAGCGUGAGUCCCCGGGGAGGGUACUGCAGCAGUGCGUCGACGCCGCACUCGUCCGGCGGUGGGUCGUACGGCAGCAGCAACGGGUACGCGACCGCGUCCAACAUGAGCGGGCUCACGUCCUCGCCGGCCAGUGUCUUCAACUCUUCGUCGAGAAUCAACGGACUAAUGAGUGGAGGCAGUGGUUUCAGUCCGUACUCUAUGACCACCUGCGGGUCCCAGGGCUACACCCCAAGUCCGCUGGCGGCGGCCACCACGACGUCCAAGUAAAGCAAGAGAGGAAAAAGAACACCCCGACCCCAGAUUGUUUGUUGUUUGUUAGAAUCUUUCCCCAUCCUCGAGAAAAAAAAGUCCGUUCCUUGUUCCUGUACAUUAACAUCGCAAAAAAAAGCACACAUUUUUCCUUCCCCUAAUAAGCUCAUCUAUUUAUUUAAACAUUUAUUUUGUGUUCUAAGUGCAAUAAAAAAAUCACAACCCUUUGCAGUUAAAAAAAAUGACUGUAAAUUGUACACUUUGUAAAAAGCAAAUAAAAAAGUUAUCAAAAAAUUAAUUGUAAGAUGCUUGGUAGUUAAAAAUUUUGGGAAUUUUUCCAACCAAAAAAUCAACGAAAUAACGUAAAAAAAAAAACAUAGUAAAAUACAUAUCCUGCUAAACACAGAAAGAAAACAACCAACUUAAAAAAACGAACAUUUCAUCAGUCAUAUCUACAUGUGUCAGUAAUCAAAUUUAUUACAAGAAUAGUUAUUGCAAAAAAUCAGCAUCAAUAAACAAAAGAGAAGGAGAGCGAGAGAAAACAUUCAUUCUAAAAAAACACGCAGCAAAAUUUGUAUACGAACUCUCCUUUACACAUCCAACUACGC